This is a messenger RNA of Acanthopagrus latus (yellowfin seabream), 1622 nucleotides long. RefSeq lists its product as uncharacterized. The record is from RefSeq and is a predicted model, not a curated record. The transcript has 6 exons. Lineage: Eukaryota; Metazoa; Chordata; Actinopteri; Spariformes; Sparidae. Bases 600 to 1244 code for a protein of 214 amino acids.
AUAUAGAGCUAAUCGAUGAUCUGUUGUCCUAUAAUAUGUCCUGGUCAUGACGUACACGGACUGACAGCUUUAUUACUGCUGACAGAGAUCUCAAAGGCAUCUAAAUGAUAAGACAGGUCAAUUCUGCAAAAUCAAAUUACAGCAAAUAUUCUCCCAUCAUUUUAAACUUUUCAUAAAUGUACUUGACUGAAUCUGUGUGACAACGCAGCUGCUGCAGCUUAUUGUAAAUUUUAAGCUGCUGUCAGGGAUUUAAUUAUAUUGUAGUAAGUGUUGAGUUGGUCUGUAAUCCAACAGUCCUGUUAUACAUCUUUCACAUCGGACAGAGAACCCUCGGACGUCUGCUAACACCUGCUAGCAUCUGCUAACAGCAGCAGGUGGGUCCAGUUGACCCGGGUUAAACCUUGGGUGUAUUCUGCGGAGGUUUAUGAUCUCUCUGUCAUGGCCUCAGUCUGUAACUUGACUACAUAUUUUACACAAUCGGACAAAAGACGAAGGAAUUUCCUGAUAUCCCUGCCCACUUUAUCCAAUCAGGUCAGAGAGCUCUACAGGGGGCGGUCCUGUCUGCUCGUGAACGCGCACGGUGCCUCCGGUCUGCAGUAAUGGCGGAGCAGAAGAAGCUGCCGAUCCCGGCCCUGCCUCAGACGGCCUACACCACCAAGCAGGGCAAGAGGAGGAAAACUCUGGAGGAGAAGAGAGAAGCGAAGCGAGCCGCCUCCAGGAGGAGGCAGGAGUCCUGCAGGACCCGCGUUUACAUCGGAGCAGCUUUCGACCGCUGGAAGAACCUGAAGGACUCGAAGGGUCUGAAGAGCGACGCGGAGCUCGCGCUGCUGCUGCUGGACAGCUAUGAGAGAGGCUGCCCGGCACCGACCCACGGACAGAGACUCCCGUCCCGCGGGAGCAGGAGCGCACCUGACAGGGAUCAGGCUCAGACAGCAGAUGUGCAGCCGCUGAACGGAAACAGCCCUGCGGAGGAAACUGGACUGUACCAGGUGGAGGUGAGCGUGGACUGGGACGAUGACACCUGGGAGGCGGAGACCCAUGAAGGUGUGCCUCUGACGUCAUCUGAGGAAGACCUAACGCUGGAGGUGAACAGUGAGGAUGACGAGGACAGUGAUGAAGAGUAUGUGCACCCUGUCUGUGUUAGGCCUGCUGGUGCCCUGAACACAGAACUCUGCCUCCGUGACAGAGGAGACGACAGCGGCUCUGGUCCAGAUCCAGCUGCUGACGUCCAUGUAGAGACGUGACAUCACUCGUCUGGUCGUGUUGAGUGUCAUGAUGUCACAGCACACUUCACUCGUGAUGUCAUCAGGAUGCUUCAGCUACUCUUUUCUUCAGGUGAUCGAGUGGACGACCUGGUUUUUCCAGUGUAACGACACUAAAGAAACGAUCAUGUUGGCGGACGCAGGCGAGAGAAGCUGUCAGAGUUCUGCACAGACGUCCACUAUUCAUGUCUUUAUGCAGGAGCACUUCAGAAAGACGAGUGCAGUGACGGACACAAGUGUUGUUAUAAAGGACAGUGGCCCCUGCUUGGACCUCUGCACCGCGUGGGCCCGCGGGCCUGUUCAGGCUGUGUUCUGAUUCCUGAACAUGUGUUAGAAUAAAUCACUGAGCAGUCCACUUCA